AUUCCAAUUCGAAAAACUUGGUUGCAUUUUUGGUGUAAAUUUUUGGCACUUUGACUAUCUACUUACUAGAAAUUGGAUUUGGAGUAAAUUUUUCGCUGUGCUGAGAUUGAGCUGUUUCUUUAGCAGCCAUGAGGAUUGCAAUUUUGCUGUUGAUUGGGAUUGUGGUAUCCUUAGCAGCAGCCGAGACUGGUUCCAAAACACGAGUAAAGGCAACCACUCCUAAGCCAGCGACUACGCCAAAGCCUGCUUUGGAAAGCAACAAUGAGAAAACAGCCACAAAACUCUCAGCGAAGUCUGCAACUAAGGCUAGUCCAACACGAAGCGCUAAAGCUGUAAAGACAACAACUGCCGGCUCUACGAAUGCCAGCGAUAAGCGAGGCAAGCGUACACUUUACGAUUUUGAAAAUGCUGGCUACCUUUAUCCGGAUAUCGCGAGUCGGCGCGCUGGCUACGAGAAUGAUGGUCAAGCGUAUUACCCACAAAGUGGUUACUACAAUGGGCAAAACGCCAUUGCGCAAUUCCCAAACAACUACAUUGGACCACAGUACUAUCCACAAUACCUAGAAGCGCCUGAGCCCAUCAUUGAAAUCAUCAUUAAAGAUUCCAAUGAUACUCUACCUGAACCCGAACCACAACCCAUUGUUACGAAGAAAAAGAAGGAGAAGGUGCACGUCUUCUAUGUUAACUACAAGAAGGACCAGAACAACAAACUUCAUUUGGAAAGUCCCAUCGCCUCGCUCAACAACGAUGACACCGACGAAGAGGAGGAAGAGGAAAUCGUACACUAUCCAGUGCCAGCAACAGCAGCACCACCAGUCAAGACCACAACGCUGCGCACUAUCAUUCAUCCUGAUUCGGAGAAAUACCAUAGUAAUAGUGGCAUACACGUAACUUUCGGUUCCGAGGAUAAAUCGCAGGCCGGACAUCAAAUUGAAGAAUCCGACGCAGAGAGCAUACAAAGUGAAGUGGUGGCCAUACCAGUUGGCGGCAAUUCACAAGCGGCACAUUUUAAAGCAGAUGCCUACAAUACCAGAGCAGAUUUUGGCGUGAGCACGCAAGGUCAAUCGCAUACCGGGGCGAAUCAUCAGCUGUUCACAGGACCGUUCCAGCAAGCGCAUUUCCAGCAGCAGCAGCAGCAGCAACAGCAACAGCAACAUCAACAUCAACAGCAGCAACAUCAACAGCAGCAACAUCAACAGCAACAGCAGCAAGCACAAAUACAGAAGCAACAGCUGCCAUUGCCGCAUACUGGUAAUUAUUUCCGUCCACCAGCCGCUUUGGUUCAACAACCACCCACGAACUUCUAUCAGAAGCAACAGCAAUCGCAAUACCAGCACCAACAACAACAACAACAGCAACAACAUCAGCAACACCAGCUACAACAACAACGACCACAAUUUAGUUCAACUUUCAACAGCGUAGUUGCACCUCCCGCACCACCACCACCACCACCACCACAACCCACCCAGGCACCUGUACCCACAUUGCAACAGAUCCCACAAGCACAGUCACAAUAUCGCAAAACAUUCGGUGCUUCGAGCUCGCCGCAAGGCCACUUUUUCUCAAACCAAAAUCAACAAUACCAACAUCAGUCCAGUAACCAGCAGCAGACGUUCUUCAGUAGCCUCUUCCAAAAACCUACUGCUGCACCCGUGAAGCAGCCGGUUUUCUUCCCCACAGCACCACCAAAGAUUCAAGAGCUGCCCGCUCGUCAAUCAGGUGCUCCUUAUCACCCUGUUAAAUUCCGUCCCACCCUGGUACCGGCGCAGCCACACAUUAAACAAGUGCCGAUACCCGCGAAGUUGGAGAACACCAACUACCAAUCUGCGCAACAGCAACAGCACCACUAUCAGCAACAACAGCACCCACAACCAGCGAAACAUCAACAAAACUACCAUUCACAACAGCCUUUCCAAUUCAACCGUCAACCACAAUUCGUACAACAGCCGACCUUUACAUUGCCCUCACCCCAGUCGAUACCAUCGAACGGGAAUAGCGGCAGCAGUAGCAGUGGUAGCCAUGCAGCCAGCAGCAGUAGUAACGGCAAUUACUUUAAACAAUCCCAACAAUCGCAUUCGCACUCGCAGCUGCUGACACAGAAAUUAGCCUCAAGCCGUUACCAGCCGCAACAGCAACAGCAGCAGCAGCAACAACAGUCGUCCUAUCAGCCGGUCCAACAACAGUCUAAUCAGCAGGCUCAACAAGAAACGCAUCAGCAAUCUUAUAAAACUCAACUGAAAAGCCAACAAAGUCAGAAACCAAGUUUCCAGAGCCAACAAAGUAGCGCGGCUGGCGUUCACGGACCAACAACUGCUUCACUGCAGUCAUCAGAUCCGCUUAAAUCUAUCCACAAUUACUUCGGCGUACAAUCUUCGAAGGAAACUGAGCUCCUCAAGUCCAUACCGAAAUAUGAGCAACAUAUUACGGAGACCAUUGAGUUGCCAAUCGGCGGUGGCCACAGUAACAGUGGACAGUACAAUGGCUUUGGCAAUGUGGGCUUCCAAACACAGAAUCAGGUGUUGCACGAUAUUCCAGCGCCCCAUUUGGGACCCACACCAGCGCCAAGUCAUGCCCAGCAGUCCUACCAACAACAACAUCAGCAGCAGCAGAGCCAUGCGAGCUCAAGCUACGCUAAUGGAAAUACUGGCUCCGCACCACUUUCUUCGAAUGGGCACUAUGUCACCGCCUCAGCGUUGCAAGCGUCGCAGAGUCAGACACACGCUCAGCAGCAGCAACAGCAACAACAACAGUUCAGCAAUUUUGUCACCGCACAUAACAGUCACCAACCCGCCUACCCCACAACGACGCCCGCUCCACCGUUAUACGCCCAAACCACUGACGGCGAGAAGGUUAUGAUUGUGACGCCUAUGCCACCGAAUGCUUAUAAUCAGUACCAUUCCAGCCAGUAUCAGCAACAAGCAGGCGCCUCAAAAGUGCUAGCCAGUUCGUCCUCUUUACAGGCGCAGUCCACAAGCAAUUACGUACAACAGCCAAGACAGUCCGCUGGUAGUCUAAUCUCCUCAACUGUACCCAACGCUGCUGUAGGCAGCUCACCGCAAUUCAGCGUCUCUACGUUCCACUCGGAUGUCUUCAAAGAACUUGAACAACGUCGCAAUGAAGAAAAGGCGCCCAUAAGUCAAUUCAGUUUUGGAACGCAAGUGGCGUCUGGUAAUGACAAACCCUACCUACCAGCCACUCAGGCUAGUACCAGCUCCAAUUAUGGGCAAGCCUCCACCGCGAGCAGCAGCAGCGCACAGCAGAGCGCACAACAGAGCGCACAGAACGCUGUCGAUAACACCAAGAACGCUAAGGCCUCUCAAACUCUACUCCAACUGCCGGACGAAGUGCCCGAUGAUCUGCGUCAGCAGCUACUCUCAUCUGGCGUGCUCAACAACGCAGACAUUUCCGUGUUGGACUACGAUAAAGUGGGCGAUGUGGCAUUGGAAAACCUGCCCGCCGAACAUUUACAGCACUUUUAUGGUGCCGGUGGUGCGGCACAGAUUUCUGCAUCCAAAAAGGUCGUUACCGUUGUGAAGCCCAACGGUGACCAAGUCUCGCUUAGCGAAAAGGAUAUCGAACGCGUCAAGCAGUCUAAUGCUUUGCCACAUAAACAGGGUGUAGAUGUGAAAGUGGUGCAUUUUGAUGCCGACAAUGAGAAGAGUGUUUCGGAAAAGUAUAUCAAGACCGAUGCUACUGUGGUGCCACCAGUUGAUUUGGCCGAACGGCAGUAUAAUCGUUAUUUGCCACUGAAAAUUAAUGGCGCUCAGUUCCCUCUACCGGACAGUGAAGAGUUGCGUGGCAAGAAGGUGGUGAGUGUCGUGGUUUUGGCGCCUGUAGAAGCACAGCCACCGACAAGUUUAGCAGCCAGUAAUGCCAACGAAAGGCGCAGUGAACGCGAAACAGCAGUCGAUGAUAAAGAAGUAAAGUUUCUUGGUGGCGAUCUUAUCAAAACUUUGGUCAAGAAGCCCACUAAAGAGAAUUUCAAACGCUGGUUGGAGAAGGAAGCGCGUACCGAUGUGGAACAGCAAUCGGUGGUACUGCUCGUAGCGAAAUCCAGCGAUGAUGCCGAGCAAGAGAUCUUCAUGUACGACAUUUCCACGGGUGCAGUGAACAAACUGAAUGGUGAACUCUCCAGCGCAUUCGUUAAUGUGGCCGAGGAGAAUGCCAGCUCUGAGGACUUGGAACACGCAUCAACACUCGAUCCCAGCGUGCUGGAGACAAUGAUGCAGAAGACUCGAAGAUGAGCGUUGCGCGCUGCAAUCAAAUGUGCCACUCAAAUGUGCGAAAUAAAGCCAUUUUAUGCAAGACAAAUUUAAAUCACUACCCGAAUGAGCAGAAAGCAAGCCGCUUUCGAGGAGCAGAGCACACCCAGACCAGGAGGGUUGCACCCGAUUAUUUCGCACACACACACACAUACAUAACAUGAAAGUUAGAUUAACUUGAGGAUCUUCAAAUUCAGAAAUCAUCCCCAGCAGCUACUCGUAUUCUGUUUUCAAAAUUAUUCCACACAUCUUUAGUUAUUAUUUCUGUAAGACCAGCCAACCAGUUAGUGGAUUUGU
Molecule: messenger RNA, 4559 nt
Organism: Anastrepha obliqua
Lineage: Eukaryota; Metazoa; Arthropoda; Insecta; Diptera; Tephritidae
Product: protein split ends
Exons: 5
Coding region: 129-4244 (1371 amino acids)
Source: RefSeq, a predicted model, not a curated record